Messenger RNA from Lemur catta (Ring-tailed lemur), 459 nucleotides. Its product is annotated as putative ankyrin repeat domain-containing protein 19. The coding region runs from base 1 to 459 and encodes 152 amino acids. The record is from RefSeq and is a predicted model, not a curated record. NCBI's taxonomy places the organism in Eukaryota, Metazoa, Chordata, Mammalia, Primates, Lemuridae. The transcript is spliced from 4 exons. Gene Ontology annotation, molecular function: protein binding.
AUGAGGAAGAUCUUCUGCUUCGGGGCAGACAAGGGCUGGCCGCCCUCCGGCCCCUCCCUCAGCCGUGGCAAGACCAGAGUGGGCCUGGAAGGCGAGGCUGCGAAAGUGGAGCAGAUCCUUUCACUGAAGAAAAAGGUCUUGGAUGCCAGAGAUAGAAAGAAGAGGACUGCUCUCCAUUUGGCCUGUGCCAAUGGCCAUCCAGAAGUAGUUACUGUCUUGGUGGACAGAAAAUGCAAGCUCAAUGUCCCCGACAGUGAAAAAAGGACAGCUCUGAUUAAGGUGGUACAAUGCCUGGAAGAGAAGUGUGCCACCAUCCUGUUAGAACACGGUGCCGAUCCGAAUCACAGUGACGUGUAUGGCAACACAGCUCUUCACUAUGCUGUCUAUGGCGAGAACCCAUCGAUCGCAGCAAAGCUCCUUUCACAUGGCGCAAAUAAAGAAGCAAUAAACAAGGUAUAG